Molecule: messenger RNA, 3402 nt
Organism: Dunckerocampus dactyliophorus (ringed pipefish)
Lineage: Eukaryota; Metazoa; Chordata; Actinopteri; Syngnathiformes; Syngnathidae
Product: protein YIPF7-like
Exons: 6
Coding region: 62-784 (240 amino acids)
Biological process (GO): endoplasmic reticulum to Golgi vesicle-mediated transport; vesicle fusion with Golgi apparatus
Cellular component (GO): membrane; trans-Golgi network
Source: RefSeq, a predicted model, not a curated record
GUGGCAGUGAGGAGGCCCCCUAUGCCGUUUGUCACUGCCGUGUGCUGCAAAGUCAAUCAGCAUGGGCGACUUCCAGCAGUUCGAGCAGGACUUCUACCAGACGGGAUACAACACUGACGAGCACAGUCACACUCUGGCCUUUGGCUAUGACGAGUCUGCAAGUUAUCUUUAUAAUAACGAUGAAACAGAAGCUUUCACGCCAGAUGUUGCGGAACCUUCGAUGGAGCACGUCUACCGACCCGCCCAGGGCAAAGGAGCGGAUUUUCAAGAUGAAGAGCCUCCGCUCCUUGAAGAACUUGGCAUCAAUUUUGAUCACAUCUGGCAGAAGACGGUGACGGUGUUGAACCCCUUUAAGCCUGCAGAUGGCAGCAUUAUGAAUGAAACGGAUUUGACAGGUCCAAUUUUGUUCUGUGUUGCACUGGGCUUCACUUUAAUGAUGGCAGGUAAAGCCCAGUUUGCCUACGUGUACGGGAUCAGUGCUACAAGCUGUAUCGUGAUGUACGUCCUGCUCAGCCUGAUGAGUUCCAUGUCAGUGUCUUACGGCUGUGUGGCCAGUGUCCUCGGCUACUGCCUUCUGCCCAUGGUUGUCCUCUCUGCGUUUGCCGUUAUCUACUCCUUGCAAGGUGUCCUUGGCACAGUUCUGGCUUUGGUGGUGAUUUGCUGGUGUAGUUUCUCAGCCUCCAAGAUUUUCAUCUCCACCCUGGCUAUGGAGGGCCAGCAGCUGUUGGUGGCCUACCCAUGUGCCCUGCUCUAUGGUCUCUUUGCCUUACUGACGGUAUUCUAAAAAAAAACAAAAUAAACUUGUUAUUUACUGCUUACAAAAUGCUGUGAGGUGUUACAAGACUACAGCAAAGAAACGACUACCUUAAAGUGCUAGAUAAUUGUUACUUUUGACAUGCAAAAGGCAUAUUUCCUGUGUUAGAUGUGUGCUCGAAUGUUGGCAUAUUUACCCUUUUUGUUGCAUUUUUCACCAUUGAACAAACAAUCCUGUCAGAAACUGGAGAAGGAGGAGGAAGUGGCGUCCGGAAAGUGCCCCUGACAUAAUGUCACAGCCAAAUACAUGUAUAUUUACAUUUUAUUCACUUGUAAUAAUGUUAAAAAAAUGUGCAUUAACUGCUGACUUGAAACAGUUCAUGUUAGCAGUCUCUGGAAACACAUUUGGUGGGAGGGAGUUCCGCAGCCUGGCUGUUCUUGGGAUGUAGGAAGAAAGAUGACACUGGGUGUUGGACUUGGGAAUAUUGACUACGUAGGGGGGACGUAGAUUGAGUUAUGCGUGCGUUUGUUGUUUCAUCAGGAAAUGGAUGGUUUCAUGAAGAAGUAUCUGCAAAGGGAUGCAACUUUCCUCCUACGUUCAAGUGGAAGAAUUCCUGCUCUGAGUGGUUCCUUGAUCUUUAGUAAUCGAUUUGAUAAUUUGAUCAUCAAAACUUCCUUUCACCCGUAUUUUCUAGGCAAGGCAAGGCAAGUUUAUUUAUAGAGCACAAUUCAUACACAAGGUAAUUCAAAGUGCUUUACAGAAAAGAAGGGUAAAAUCACUUCAUAAAAUCAUUCCAUAAAAACAUAAAAUCAUUUUAAAAUCAUUACAUAAAAUUCCAUAAAUAAAAAAAAAAUGAUGAGUGCAGACAAAAUACUUUCGGUUGUCAUGUGCACAGUUGAAUAAAAGUGUUUGCAGUCUGGAUUUGAACAUAGUUGAGGAUUGUUGCACAUCUUCUGGAAGACUGUUCCAGAUUUUGGCAGCAUAAAACUGAAACGCAGCCUAACUGUGUUUAGUCCUGACUCUUCUCUGAGCUCGAGAUGGUUUAUGUGACUCUAAAAUGUCCGAGAUGUACUUUGGCGCAAGACCAUGAAAAGACUUGUUCACAAGAAGAGCUGUUUUAAAGUCUGUCCUCUGAUCGACAGGAAGCCAGCACAGAGACCUGAGUACUGGACUAAUAUGGUCAUAUUUCUUGGUUCUAGUCAGGACUCGAGCAGCCGCAUUCUGGAUGUACUGCAGCUGUUUUACAGCUCGUUUAGAGAGCCCGUUGAGAAGGCCGUUACAGUAGUCUAGCCUGCUGGAGACAAAGGCAUGGAUUAGUCUCUCUUAGUCUGGCUUUGACACUAUUCCCUUGAUUUUGGAAAUGUUUUUUAGGUGGUAAAAAGCUGACGAUGUUAUUGAUUUAAUGUGGCUGUUAAUGUUCAGAUCUGAGUCCAUUACUACCCGUAGAUUUCUAACCUGAUGAUUAGGUUUUAGAGAAAGAGUCUCAAGGUGGCUGAUAACAUUUUCUCUUUGUUUCUGUGGGCCAAAGACAAUGAUUUCAGUUGUGUCUGAAUUUAGCUGGACAAAGUUGUUUUGCAUCCACACACGAAUCUGUUUGAUGCAGUGACAAAGUAAAUCUGCAGGACCAUGUUCACCGGCCGUCAUUGACACGCAGAUCUGGGUGUGGUAGGACACAUUGCAGCUGCGUAUUAGCUGGCCUAAAGGAAGCAUGUACAGAUUAAACAAUAGGGGUCCCAGGAUUGACCCCUGGGGAACCCACAGGUCAUAGCCAUUUGCUCUGAGACAGAGUUACCAAUUCCAAAAAAAUACUUCCUGUCCUUCAGAUAAGACUUGAACCGGUUUAGAGCAGUACCAGAUAUUCCUGCCCAGUUUUCUUACCUCUGUAAUAAGAUCACAUGGUCAACUGUGUCAAAGGCAGCGCUCAAGUGUCACGGAACUAAAAUUGAGACUUUGCCUGCAUCUGUGUUCAGACGGAUAUCAUUUGUCACCUUGAUCAGAGCUGUUACAGUGCUGUGGUGGGGCCUAAAGCCUGAUUGGAAAGUAUCAAAGACAUUGUUAGAGAGCAGGAAGUCAGUCAGCUGUUGGUAUACAACCCAUCCUAAGACCUUUCCCAAGAAUGGCAGGUUUGAUGUGGGCCGAUAGCUGUUCAGUACUGUGGCAUCAAGACUGCUCGUCUUCAGAAGAGUAGCUGUUUACUGGCGGAUGUCAACAGUAUGGACAAAAAGAUUUGAAAAACGGAGAAAGCAAGCAUUUGUUAAAAGGAACAGCGAUCUUCGAAAAACAAGAUUCUGAUGGAACGUUGUGUCAGUUUAUGGAACAUCUGAAAAAACGAACCAAAGAAUCCAAGUCAGACAUCAAAUUUAAAAGAAUGGUUAAAACUAGUAUGUUGAGGAAAUAUGAAAUAUGUUAGUUAUGUUUGAUUGUCAUACUUUGGUUAGUUUUUAUUGUGGGGAAUGGCAUUGGUUGAGUUGUAAGUGAGGAGAUGCGUGACCGUCUGUGUGGCCGGCUGCUAUAUGUAUAUUUUUUGUUUAUAUUGUUGUUGUUUUUAAAUUGCUUACUUUCUUUGUGGCUGAAUUUUGGGGGUAAAAAAGGGGGCACAGACAAUAAGACUUGUUGUCUUUCUGCUCCCUUUCAUUCUGGUUUGAAGA